Molecule: messenger RNA, 6903 nt
Organism: Anguilla rostrata (American eel)
Lineage: Eukaryota; Metazoa; Chordata; Actinopteri; Anguilliformes; Anguillidae
Gene: gcnt7
Product: glucosaminyl (N-acetyl) transferase family member 7
Exons: 4
Coding region: 3815-5155 (446 amino acids)
Cellular component (GO): membrane
Molecular function (GO): acetylglucosaminyltransferase activity
Source: RefSeq, a predicted model, not a curated record
ACGCUCUUACGGUCCCGAACACGUUUCGGCAAAGCGCGCUGAGGUCUGCUGAAAACGCCCGCGCCGCGCGGCGUUAUCCGGCGCUAGGCUUAGCGGCGGCGUCGGCAAAAACGUUCGCGGGAUCAGUGUGAGAUCAAAUGCAUAAUCGCGUACUUAAAAGACUUAGAAAUGUUUGGAAAGACAGGUUCCACUAUGCUUUCCGUCUCCAGACGUCUACUGUCAAUGUAUCAGUGUACUCAGUUAUGAGGAAAGCAAACUGAUAUGAAGAAGGAAAAUAGAGCAUGUUCCUUGUACAGUGCCAUGAUUACAAGGAUGCUUACUGUGAGGGGAAAGAGGUAAGAUACUCAUUUCAUUUUGUGUUUAUGUGGGUACACUCUCUCUCUCGCUCUCUCGCUCUCUCGCUCUCUCGCUCUCUCUCUCUCGAAGGAUAAUUCGGAUUAUGCCAAGACCGCUCCCUUCGUGUUUUUGGACCCGAAAUGCCACAUGCCAGCAUGACACUACAGGAAGAGAGAUGCUGCAUUUUCGGGAAACCCUCUUCCGCCUCCACCUUACAGAAUUCCGCUCGUAGUUCGCCCGCGUUCCAGCGGACCGGCUCCUCCUGCUUUUCGGUGGCUUUUCGUCUUGUUCAACCGAAAUUAAUCCGAACGAAACUCAAAAACUUGCUCUCCCGGUGUGAGCUCCCGGUCUCGGCCCCGAAACGCGGAGAGCAGCACGCCUUUUAAGCGCCUGGGCUGAUUGGUUAACGCGGUUCACCGCCGGACUGAACGCCGCACAACUCCUACCCCAGAAUUCAGUUGAUGCCGAGACCGCUUCCUUUGUGUUUUGGAACCGAAAUGUCACAUGCCAGCAUGACACUACAGGAAGGGAGAUGCAGCAUUUCUGAGAAACACCGCUGAUUGCCGCACGGAGAGAGAGAGAGCGCACCCACAAACACAAAAUGAAAAAAAACAUCUUCCUUCUUCUUCAUUUUGUGUUUAUGGGUGCGCUCUCUCUCUCUCUCUCUCUCUCUCUAUGCAGCAAUCAACAGUGUUUGCCAAAGAAUGCUGCAUCUCAUUUUCUGAGGUGUUUGCGUGUGACAUAUUGGUGAUGAAACCCGGGAGGGAGCGCUCUCGGCAUAAACCGCAUUAGCCUUCGGCUGAAUUCUGGGGUAGGAGUUGUGUGGCAUUCAGUCCAACGGCUGCACCGGUGUUUCCUGAAAAUGCAGCAUCUCUUUUCCCGGAGAGUCAUGCUGGCAUGUGACAUUUGCAUAUCAAGAUCAAGAUGAGAUUGAAUCUCAAAGACAGACUGUUUAUUUGUAGACACGGAUUUAUAAACACAAAAAGGUUCGGGGUUCAGGGCUUCUGCGACGACUAAUCAAUCCGCUCUUCUGUUCUGAUAACGAGAACCAGUUUGUCCACUAAACCCCUAUUUGUUGUGGAUACCAAUAUAAAGAAGCAUUAGAUUGGUUUUGUGAUAACAGCAGUGGCCCUCAGGGGAUUUCAUUAAACGAGUACAUACACAUAUUUAAGCUCAUUUCUCGCACCUCGAACUGAACCGUCAGCACUAACAAAGGUUCCAGCGAGCUCAGGUGAGCAGCUGCAAUUAGUUAAGACCCACUAGGUUUUAACGUCAGCCAACUGAACGCUCUCCAUUUUGGGAAAUUCUUCCAGGUUCUUCUUGAGUUUCUCAGCAAUCUUCCGCUUCGGAAUAGCAUUUGCCACUUGUUCCUCGAACGUUUGUCAGAAAUAUGAGUCACACACACUUACUCUGAAAACGCUGCUCGCUCGCCUAGAAUCGGAGCUAAACUGCCCAAAACCCAUAAAACAGGCCCUGACAGAAUCCUUCGAGGUUAAACUGGAGAAAAAGAACGUCUCCCUCUGAAAAGCCUUGGUUAUCAUUCGCACUAACCAGGAAACGCCAUUCAAUGGGCUCGAUGAUCAAAGAUGUGCAUUUUUCCCAUCCAUAGCAUUUUUCAUGACCACACUGUAAUGGUGUACUCUGUCAAGCCAAGUUAUAUAAAGACAUUAAAGUCUGUUUAUCAAGUAGCGUAGGAUCAAAAGCACGACCGUUAGCCCUUCCAGUUGGAGGCACAAAGACUGAGCGAACACUUCCACAACUGCAGACAAAAGAUAAGAAACUUUGCCGUGCCAAAAAGAAAAUUGCUCGGGCAAAGUUCUCCACAGGAUUAAAAACGGCACGGCAUACGCAACCAUACGGCGCCAUACAAAAAAAGAAAAGGUUUACGCAAUACAGAAAAAAGAAGAACAGAGACCGUAAUAAUGGCAAUCUAAGACGGCCCGUAUCGAUUCAGUCCACGCGCCGGUGGCAGGAGAUGGUCCUCACCGCGCAGGGUGCGUAACGGACCGGAGAGUCUCUCCCGGGGUACCCCGAUCACAGACCGCUCACACGUGGCUGGGGGGGGGAGGGGCACCGGCGGGCCCCCGUGGUUUUUCGGCGGCAGCCGACGGGCUACGGCCUUAAGACGGACGGACAAACUGCCAAACCGCCGGCAGCUGACGCAAAAACGUUCCCACAACGUUACCGGAAUGUUUCGCCCGUGUAAUAACACUGCCACUACACUGUGAAAAUGUUUCGUGUUCGCCCGGCAGGUGCAUAUAACUAGAUUUACUUCCAAGAACGGAAUGGUAGGAGGAGCAUGAUGCUUUGCCCCACACCAAAAAAACCUAAGCCCUAAAGAGAACAUUCAUUCUCCUUUGGACAGAGCGGAUAUAAUCAACAUGACCAUUCAUUCAGACUCCCAAGCUUUUGUAGUACGUAACCCGAGCGAUGCAAGUGUUGUGUGUAACUACAGGGCUAUGGCCCCCCGCGGACUGUGUCAAAUAUCAUUUCUACCGUAUUUUCAGUGUAGAGGACAAGAUUGCGUCUGUCACGCAACUCCAGAAAAUUAUGUGCGUCUCGUAGUGACAAACAGACACCGUACUCAACGGGCCAAGAACGGGCGUGUCGUCAAAAAAUAUGAUAAUGAACGCAUCCUGGUCGCUGUGUCUACAGUCAUUUACGUGUACCGAGGAGAGAGCUGGAGAGCUCACGCAGCCGCACGGGGCUCCUGUACGAGCGUGUACGACAUCCGAGAGGGGUGUGUCGAAGGCCCGCUCGGUAAUUUCGGUUGCUGAUAAAAUGCUAAUAGCUUACGUGUAAUAAGACUAAGAUAUGGAACUACGCAUACGAAAAACAGAAGCAUUCUUCAACGUGUACAGAUGCACUUGACAUUGCCGCAGCGGCAUUAUGCAGACCGCAACAGUAACAAAGGCUCAGAAGGAAAAAGCAAAAUUGUUGCCCAGGUUACCAAGUGCCAGCGCAAGGCGUUGAAAACUCAGAGUACCAUGAGCCACCGAGGUACUUAGUUGCCAUCCGAGUAAUUCAUUGAUUAACAACUGAAAGAGAGGGCCUUUAAUUCUGACCUGUUGCGUGUGGUGUGCAAAGAAAGAGUUGAACCAGUUAGUGACAAAAUGCUGAACUAAAAUAAACAAACAGAAGACAUGCAUAAGACUCAGAGUCCUCCAGAUGUCUAGUGAUAAGAUGAACGUUACUUGUGAUAGCAUUGUCUGUGCCAUGUCUGUAUCAUUAAGCAAACUGAAAUGGCUCUAACAGGGCGUUGACUUAUUUACACAGCAGACACAACAAAAGCCUUUCAAAACAUUCCAUUGUUAUGAAAGUUACUGCAGCUAGUCUACACUCAAAGUAUCCCUUUGAACAUGGAUUUUCCGGAACAGGGGCAACAACAGACCUCUUCCACAGAGCUGGGUAUGACGGUCCACUGACAUCAGAAAGACUGAACACCGAGUAAGCUAAAUGGUUGCGUGUUGACAGUAGUAUGCUCCAGCUGAAGGGUGCCAAGUGCAGGUUCCUGUUCUGCCUGGUGAUUUGCAUCUUCAUCUGCUCCGCCAUCUACCUGAAGGCCAAGGUCUCCAACAGCCCCGCCAUCUACCUGAAGGCCAAGGUCUCCAACAGCUCCGCCUCCCAGCACAGCCCCAAUGCCCAGCUCUGCAGACCGUUACCCCCCGGCUGCAGGCCGAUCCUGGGGGGCCGGGAGGGCUCGACGUGGGAGCGCAGGGACUGCCUGACGGAGGGCUACCUCGCGGCUCCCGACCUCGACUGCGCCGCGGUGACCGCCGACCUGCACUUCAUCACCAGCCCCCUGAGCCGCGAGGAGGAGGAGUACCCCCUGGCCUUCAUCGUGACCAUACACAAGGAGCUGGAGAUGUUCGCGCGGCUGCUCCGCGCCGUGUACGCGCCGCAGAACGUCUACUGCGUCCACGUGGACGCCAAGGCGGAGCCCUGGUACCGGGCGGCCGUGGAGAGGCUGGCCGGCUGCUUCCCCAACGUCUUCCUGGCCUCGGCCAGCGAGAGGGUGACGUACGCCGGCUUCUCCCGGCUCCAGGCCGACAUCAACUGCAUGCGGGACCUGGCCAGGUCGCCGGUGGCCUGGAGGAAGGUGAUCAACCUCUGCGGCCAGGACUUCCCCAUCAUGAGCAACCUGGAGCUGGUGCGCUACCUGCGCAGCGAGCCGUGGAGGGACCGCAACAUGACGCCGGGCAUCAAGCAGCCGCCGACCAUGAAGUACCGCACCCAGAUACAGUACAAGGAGGUGGCCGGCUCCCACGUCGCCCGCAGGGGCCGGGGCUACAAGAAGGGGCCCCCGCCGCACAAGCUGGAGAUCUACUUCGGGACGGCGUACUACUCGCUCACCCGGGGGUUCGUGAAAUACGUGCUGAACAGCCGGGUGGCCCGGGACCUGCUGGAGUGGUCCAAGGACACCUACAGCCCAGACGAGCACUACUGGGUGACUCUGAACCACAUACCAGAUGCACCAGGAAACUACAGAAACGGGGGCUGGGAGGGGAGUGUCCGCGCAAUUAAAUGGGGAGACCAGGAGGGACAGGCCCACUCUGGCUGCAAAGGGCAGUACGUCAGGAACAUCUGCGUGUACGGGCUCGGGGACCUGCCGUGGAUCGUCAACAGGAACGGCAACAUGUUCGCCAACAAGUUCUCCACGCUGUCGUUCCCCGAGGCCACCGACUGCAUGGAGGAGUGGCACCGGCAGAAGGUGCUCCGGCAAGCCGAGGUCCCCGAGAAGCCCGGGUGGCGGCUCGCCGUGGAGACCGACGAGGUCGGCGCGCGCGCCAACGCCAACGACACGACCGGGCCUUCCUAGCGCCCGCCGACUUCCCGCCGUCGCGGCCGCCGGACCGUCCGCGCUCCCGUCGAAGGCGGAAACCGCGCUGAGGGCCCGCGGCGUACGAGGGCACAUCGCGACAAUAUCAGUUUCAGCGCACGAAAGACGGUCGGCUUGUUUUCUUGCAAAUUUUUUUCUUCCCCCCCCCCACUGUAAAGACUAUCAGCUUGAGUGUCGGCUGGGCUCUAAAGUUGAGAAAUUCCAGGGUUUGAGCUCAUCGAGACGGCUAAGACCAAGGGUCUGCCUCAGGACACUAUCGAACGUGUCCUGGCACGCCGACCGUGGCCGACCGUGGUUCCACUCUUCAGGUGCUAGGCGGCUGACGUCAUCGGAAGCACACGGCUCUCGCCACACCAGCGCUAUAGCGCUACAGUACUGUGUGGUGUACAUGCAAAACAUGCAACUGGCCCAGGGGCUAACGGCAUUGGCAGAGCAUGUCAGUAGCACAGUGAGAACACGGUGUGCUUGCCGGAAUGUGCUCCCAGCGUGGACCUCCUGCAACACGCCAGGAACUCAGGAGAAGCAAUUUCUAAUUUCAUACGGACUAGAGAAAAAGUCUACUGAAUGUGCUAAAUAUUGACUACACCGUGAAGAUUUACCAAUAACUUCUGAAUGUAAUCCGACUGUUACCGUAUUGCCCGUCGUGCUGGAAGAUUCUACGUUACCUACGAAUACUGCAAAGCGCACGGCACGAGGGGAAGGUUUGUUUAAACGGCAAGCCGAACUUAAGUUACUGCCACUUCAUUUACCUCCAGUAAUGAAAGCCAUUAUUGGCUGACAGCGCGAGAGAACAGCGAGCGCAGAAAGCCUCGCGAAAGGGCCCCCAGGUCUCCCGGGUUGCAUCAUGCGCGGAGGACGCGAGCGGAGCCUCAUUAGCAGCCUGAGUAAACUAAUGGCACCAGGCGGGUGACGCACUGUUAAUUCCGGGGGGGGAUGGGAGAGGGACCCUCACCUGGGUCCCCGUCCCCAUUAGGGCAUCCGGACCGCACGGGACGCCGCCGCACCACCCCGCGCAACUCCCAGACCGACGUCACUCCCCUCCAGAACUGGAACGCCCGCCUCGUUCGCUUCUGGUCCGGGGCCGUGCCCCCCCCCCCGAACGCGAGGAGCGGCCAUUUUGUUUCGGUACGAGUUCGGAACGCGGACGCCGAGGUCAGAGCAAGGCAGCUUUCGCAAUGACUCAACAUUCAGAUUCAACACUGUGAAGGGGGUCAGGUGCGCCAAGCGCUUCCAUUUUUGGAAGCCUGCAAAAGGAGCCUGACGGGCCUUUAAAAAACAAGGAGAGACAGACCCCAGGAAAUGCAACAGAACACUGUUUAACCAACACACGAGUGAAAGUGCAUACCAUAAUAAGCGCUACGAGAUUAUAUUUAUUGAAAUAUCAGAAGGUACUUUGACUUCACAAUUCACAAAAUGUUUGUGUGACUUAUUUAAUACAUGGGAUUAAAUAAUACAUGGGAUAAAAUAAUAUAUGUGUAUAAAUAAUGAUUUUUUAAAUAAUUACCUCUGUACAGCUGGUGUUUCCUCCUUUGGCCUACUACCAGUUAUAUCAAAGAUAUUUUUUAUGAGAAACGUUAGUGAAUGCGUUAAAUGUUAAAAAUACAUUGUGAUGUUCAUGAAGCCAAUGUCUUGAAAUGCUGCAUUUAGUGUAAAAGCAACAGUGUGUGUUUAUAAGCUACUUAAGAGCCAAACCGAGUAUUGAGAGAUGCAUAAAAGUUAUCGCAUGA